CAAUAGAUCCGCCCUAAUGUCAAAGGCAACUUAGUAAAAUCAGCCUUGAAAUACUCCUUUCCUAAACAGUCUUUCUGUUUCCCUUUUCUCAAAACUCCCUCCACAUUUCCUUAAACCACACCUUAAACCAUCCUGAAAAAAAGAGUCUGUCUCUCUCUCUCUCUCUCAUUAUGGCAUUUCUUCAAAACCAAUUUCCACUAGUUUUACUCUUGUUUUUCUUGUUGUUGUGUUUUUCACAGUGUGAAGGGGCUAAGUCAAUUCAUGAUCUCCUUAAAUCCAAAGGGUUACCAGCAGGACUUCUUCCUAAAGACGUGAAAUCUUACAACUUUUCAGAUACUGGACUUCUUGAAGUGUUUCUAGAUGGGCCUUGUUUGACUAAGUUUGAUACUAUGGCUUUUUAUGACAGUGUAGUGAAGGCUAAUCUCACUUAUGGUUCACUUGCUGGAGUUGAAGGCCUUUCUCAACAAGAGCUUUUUGUAUGGUUACCAGUUAAAGGGAUUAUGGUUGAUAAUCCUUCCUCUGGUCUUAUUCUUUUUGAUAUUGGUUUGGCUCAUAAACAGCUUUCUCUUUCUCUUUUUGAAGAUCCUCCCCAUUGCACAUCAGAUGGCGUUUUGAAGAAGAAUGGUCGGAAGGAGAAAGGAUUUGAAGAUCAAAGAUAAGAGAUGGCCAUUUUCGAAUUAAAUAUCCAUAAUAAUUAAUUUGGGGGUUGGGGGUGGGGGUGGGG
This is a messenger RNA of Nicotiana attenuata, 724 nucleotides long. RefSeq lists its product as uncharacterized. The coding region runs from base 171 to 659 and encodes 162 amino acids. Lineage: Eukaryota; Viridiplantae; Streptophyta; Magnoliopsida; Solanales; Solanaceae. The transcript is spliced from 2 exons. The record is from RefSeq and is a predicted model, not a curated record.